This is a messenger RNA of Penicillium cinerascens, 993 nucleotides long. RefSeq lists its product as uncharacterized. Lineage: Eukaryota; Fungi; Ascomycota; Eurotiomycetes; Eurotiales; Aspergillaceae. The transcript is spliced from 4 exons. Bases 1 to 993 code for a protein of 330 amino acids. The record is from RefSeq and is a predicted model, not a curated record.
AUGGUUCUCCUUGCUGGUUCCAGCACUGGCUGGCUUCCUAUCAGCCAGGAACGUCUUAAGGAGCUCGUUGAUGCGCAGGAAGCCGUUCACUCGGUCAUUUCUGACUACCUCCCCAAGAAAGGAAAGUCUCUCGAAGAGAGCAUCCAUGCACUCCCUGGCCUUGUUCCUUUCCGUCCCAACCCUGACAGGAAGCCUCUGGCGGACUACCAAUUUGUGAAUGAACACUCUAUGCCCAAUGGAGAUCAUCGUCGAAGCCAGUCUUCCUCUUCUGAUAGAUCCGAAUCUGGAAUCAACCCCGAGGCUUUGGCUUUCGCUCCGGGAGGGGGUCUCAUUGUUCGCGGAGUCCGUACUCCUCAGGAAUUUAUGGCCUCGCUGCGUGCCAUCCAAGCUCGCAGUGGCGUGCGCAUCACUGUCCCUCCCCGGCGUAUCAUCUUCGGAAAUCUGCCCAACGCCACCACGAUUACGGACGUCCUCUGCCUGGUCUACGGCGGAGCCGUGGAGCGUGCUUGGAGCGUUGUGGACGGAGAAGUCAUCGUCCAGUUUUGCGACGACGUUGCUUGCCGUCGUUACUACGAAGCCAACUCCAAUGGCAUCACUGUGUUCGGCGACCACGUCAUUGUCAUCGAGCGACCCGAUGAUACCGAUCAGCUCACUGCUGCCCAGCGGGAGCGCAUUCAUCAAGGAAUCACUCGCGUGAUCCGUAUCACUGGUAUCGCCAACGACUCCUUCAGUAGACUCUGCGACCUCGCGAAGGGUUACGAGAUCGACCACAUCCACCUGGUUGAGUGUGACAAGCCCGGUAUGAUUUACGUCUUCUUCCGCAAUCUCGCUCAUGCGUGGGAUUUCAAGGCGGGCAUCGAGGAAGACACUGCCUCCUGGGGUGACUGUGUGGUCGAUUAUCUUCCCGACCCCUGCCGGGUCGCUACCGGCUUCCACGCGAACGCCAUUCGUACCCGCUUCUCCGCUGCCGCCGUCGUCGCCGACGACGUCUAA